GUGACACAUUGUUUAUUUUAUUCACAUUAUUCAUCGUAAGGUAAUAAAGUGUUUCUGCAUCGAAUCGCAGCGGAUUGGGUGAAAAGAUGGCCGACAGUUCAGACGAAGAAUUUUCAAAAGAAUGGAUUCCCUACGCAAAGCGACCAGAAUGGAAAGAUGUUGUACCGCUCGAACAAGACGACGGUGAAAAUCCCGUCGUUGUUAUCGCAUACAGUGAAAGAUUUAAGGACGUUUACAACUACUUCCGUGCGAUCAUAUCGACUGGUGAAAAGUCACUACGUGCAUUGCAUCUCACCGAUGAUGCAUUGAAAUUAAAUGCUUCCAAUUACACAGUCUGGCAAUACAGGCGUGACAUUUUGCGUUCACUGGAUACCAAUUUGAAUGAAGAGCUCGAAUAUACCGAAGAAAUUAUUUGCCGAAAUCCAAAAAGUUACCAGGUUUGGCACCACAGAAGGGUCAUUGUAGAAUGGUUGAAUGAUGGCACAAAAGAACUCGAAUUGACCGAACAAGUACUUGGACUAGACGCUAAGAACUACCACGCAUGGCAACAUCGUCAAUGGGCCAUCAAAACAUACAAUCUUUUCGAUAACGAGCUGAUUUUCGUUGAUCGAUUAAUUGGAGCGGAUUUGCGGAACAAUUCUGCAUGGAAUCAGCGAUACUUUGUGUUGAACCACACCGGAUUCACACCAGAAGUAAUUCAAUACGAAUUGAACUAUGUCAUGAAUCGCAUUCGCUUAGUGAAAAAUAAUGAAAGCACAUGGAAUUAUCUACGUGGCCUUUUGCAACAUGGUACCGGGAAAUUGGAUCAAUACCCAGAGGUUGUCGAUUUCUGCGAGGAAUUGUAUGUGUCAGGCGUGCGAUCUCCGUUUCUGUUGGCAUUUCUAGUGGAUUUGUACCAGGAGAAGCGUCUUGAUUGGGACGAAAGCAAUAACGAAGACGAUCCAAAGCAAUUGGAAGAAAAAGUAAACGAGCUGUGUAAUCAACUGAUAUCAACGCAUGACACCAUCCGUGCCAAGUAUUGGGAAUACAUUCUGAAUAAAUUCAAGAUCAAGCUAUCGCGCAGCGGAACAACGUAUCAAGAAUCCAACACCGAUUCCAAUCAAUUUUAAAGAUUGAACCCAGUCAUAUAUUCUAACAUGUAAUCAGAAACACAAUAGUUGAAAAGAAAAUAAAUCUCCGUUUUUAUCACAAUGAACAAA
This is a messenger RNA of Sitodiplosis mosellana (orange wheat blossom midge), 1199 nucleotides long. It is a transcript of the gene Fnta, whose product is annotated as protein farnesyltransferase/geranylgeranyltransferase type-1 subunit alpha. The record is from RefSeq and is a predicted model, not a curated record. Bases 87 to 1109 code for a protein of 340 amino acids. Gene Ontology annotation, cellular component: CAAX-protein geranylgeranyltransferase complex; cytoplasm; protein farnesyltransferase complex. The transcript has 6 exons. Lineage: Eukaryota; Metazoa; Arthropoda; Insecta; Diptera; Cecidomyiidae. Gene Ontology annotation, molecular function: protein farnesyltransferase activity; CAAX-protein geranylgeranyltransferase activity. Gene Ontology annotation, biological process: protein farnesylation; protein geranylgeranylation.